GGGGGGCCAAAUCAGGUUAAACGAAGGGAGUUGGUUUUUGUCACAGUUGAGGCGCCUGAGCAGAAAAGAAGAAGCAGCUUCCAUUGAAGACGAUAAUUUGUGAGCGACAUGGGGAAGCUGGGAAAGAAGGCCAGGAAGUUUUCAAAGAAGAAUCUUCAGUCUGUGCUCAGAAGAAACCGCAAGUUGAAUUCUAAGUUCAACAAAAAGAAAACUUCUAAGAGAGGUGGGCAAGAAGAUACUGCUAAAGACCAAAAAAAGGACGCAAUAGAGUUGUCUAAUGCAAGAAAUACUGAAGCUGAAUACAUAGAAAACAAUCCUCUUGAUACAAUAUUUAGUGAAGAUGACAGUGAUGUGUUUGGAGAUGAUUCAGACAGUGAUGGCUAUCUUUCGGAGGACUCAGACCAUCUGCAUCUAGCUCAUAGUGAAAAUGAGAAUUCUCAAGAAGGCAACUUUGGUAGUAGUAGUAGUGCUUUAUCUGUGCAGAACAGCGAAAUUCAAUUGGAACUUGUGAAGAAAACAAAAAAAUUAGACAAAUUGAAGGAAAAGGAUCCAGAAUUUUCUAACUUUCUGAAAAGCUAUCAUAAGGGGUCUGAACAGCUCAGAAACAAAGUUUAUGCUGAUGAGGAUGAGAUCAGCGAUGAGGAUAUGCAGCCAGAUAAUGUAGGUGGUGUGAAUUUUAAUGGGGGCAAGUUGUUGACCAGCUCCGCCAUUGAUUCUUGGUGUCAACUAGUCAGGGAGCAUCAAAGUGUGCCUGCACUUACUAGUCUAUUAAAUGGGUACCGGGCUGCUUGCCACUAUGGAGCUGAAUCAACCAGGGUCAUUGAUGCUGAUUCAUGCCAUGGAAUUCAGAACAGUGAAACCUUUUGCAAGACACUGAUAUUUAUGCUUAAUGAGGCUGAUAAUAUAUUUAGGGGGCUAAUGGGCAUGUCAAGCUCCAAUCCCAAGAAAGAGAAAAAUUUGGAUUUGACCAAGAAUUCAAAAUGGAAUACUCUUAAGCCACUGAUAAAAUCUUAUUUGAGGAGUACCCUUUUUCUUCUGAAUGAGGUUAAUGACUCUGAGAUAUUGGCCUUCUCCUUAGCACGGAUCAGAGCUUCUAUGACAUUUUUUGUUGCUUUUCCUUCUUUGCUCCGCAGACUCAUCAAGGUUGCCGUUCAUCUGUGGGCAACUGGAAGAGGGACUAUAUCAUCUCUAUCCUCUCUCAUCAUACGUGAUGUGGCUUCUGUGUUUCGCUCUGAUUGCUUUGACACCUGCUUUGUUAAUACAUAUAAAUCCUUUAUUGGUCAUUGCCAAUUUUUGGAGCCUGUUCUAUUUCAACACAUACAAUUUCUAAGAAACUCCUUUGUGGAGCUAUGCUCUGUGGAUCUGCAAAAAGCAUCAAGGAAAGCAUCGGUGUCUAUCCAGCAACUUGCUAAGAUACUGAAGCAGGGUUUAUUGACAAAGAAGAAGGAAGCGGUCAAGAAGAUAUGCAGUUGGCAGUACACUAGUUGCAUUGAUCUAUGGGUUAUGUUUAUAUCAGCCAACAUACAUGAUUAUGAUCUUCAUCCAUUGCUCUUUACAAUCAUUCAGAUUAUAAAUGGAGUGGCUGUCUUGUUUUCUGGACCCAGAUAUUUGCCUUUAAGAAUCAAAUGCAUUCAAUGGUUGAAUCAUCUCUCCUCUUCCACUGGCAUUUUCAUUCCUGUUGCCUCCGUGGUGUUGGAUAUUCUGGAAUAUAAAAUUGGCAAGGAUGUCGGAAAACCUGGAAAAGACACCAAUAUUUUAUGUUCUGUAAAGUUUCCAAAGCAUUGGUUAAAAUCAAGGAACUUCCAAGAACAGUGUGUUCUAUCUGUUAUCGAACUGCUUGCAGCGCACUUUGCUCAGUGGAGUCAUCAUAUUUCUUUUCCCGAUCUGGCGACUAUUCCCCUUGUCCGUUUGAGGAAGUUUCAUGAGAUAACCACUAUAGAGAGUUUCAAGCGUAUAGUGAAGCGUUUUAUUGAUCAGGUGGAGCAAAACAUUGAAUUUGUGCGGAAGAAGAGAGAUGAGGUGCCUUUUUCACCAAAAGAUCAACAAUCUGUAGAAUCAUUUCUCCAGCUUGAAAAGCACAGUGGCAAUACUUCGUUUGCACAAUAUUACAAAAGCAUCAUGGACAAGGCUGCUUCUAGAAAUUUGGCCUUUUUUGAGAAGUUCUCUGGAGCCGAGGAAAUCACCAAGAAAGCACAAAAGAAAAUAAAGCAGUCUCAGAAAGAGAGGGUGACUGAAGGUGUUAAUGGUAGACAUUCAGGGAAAAGAAAAGGCACUGUGUCUGUUGACUGCAGCCGAGAGGGAAAGAUGAGGAGAAAAGAAAAAUCUUGAUUGCUAAAUCGCGUGAAACGACAAUUUCUGGACCUUUAUCAGAUUCACUGAGCAAAUUUUGAUCCUAUUGAUAAUCAUUUCCAGUUUUGAUGUCUCAUUUAGAUAUGUUAUUACAGAACAGACAUGUAAGGUAAGGUCAAAUGUUCUCUGUAUCAACAAAGAAAUCUAGUCUGUUAAACCAUGGCAAAUUUGCUUUUCUUGAAACAUCAGAAGGAAAGUUUUGUUAA
Prunus mume (Japanese apricot) is the source of this 2555-nucleotide messenger RNA. NCBI's taxonomy places the organism in Eukaryota, Viridiplantae, Streptophyta, Magnoliopsida, Rosales, Rosaceae. The record is from RefSeq and is a predicted model, not a curated record.